GCGACACAGCAAAAGGAAAGCUUCUUCUUUCAGUAGCGAAAGAAUAUGUUUUCCUGCUCGAUUUUACGUUAUUAUUUGCGAUAUGGCACCAAAUCGUGGAAAACGCUGACAACGGUUGGACCUUCAUCAACGCCUACUGUCGAAAACGAGGCUCAGCCAACCAGUGACGUAAAAAUGCCAGACGACAGUAUUGCUGUUAGUAAACAAACACCUGGAGGCUUUCCGUUUGCUACGGCACGAAUAGGGCCGUUUUUUCAGGAGCAGCCCACCUUGCACAAUCCUUUCAAAGAUGACCAAUAUCUGCAGAGAUAUCUUCAACGGGUUCUACCGCCCGAGGUGCACCGCGACGUCGUCGCCGACCUCGAUCGCUUCGGUCGACGCGUCGUCGCGGAGAUCGACGCGCUCGGCCGGGAAUGCGAGACGCAGCCUCCCUCGCUGCGUCGCUAUGCCGCCUGGGGGCGGCGCACCGACGACGUUGCCACGUGCGCGGCAUGGCGGCGCCAGCACGCUGUCGCCGCGGAGGAGGGUCUCGUGGCGGCGGCGUACGAGCGAAGCCACGGCGCGUGGAGCAGGCUUCACCAGCUCGCGAAGCUCUACCUGUACGCGCCGUCGUCCGGACUCUACAGCUGCCCGCUCGCGAUGACAGAUGGCGCCGCUAAGCUCGUGGAGACGGCGGGGCGGCCGGCGUCGCUCGAGCGAGCGUUCGAGAGGCUGACGUCGCGCGACCCGGCAAGGUUCUGGACGUCCGGACAGUGGAUGACCGAGCGACAGGGAGGGUCAGACGUCGGAACGGGAACAGAGACGCUGGCUAAGCCGCACCGCGACGGAUCGUUCAGGCUCUACGGAUACAAGUGGUUCACGUCGGCCACCGACGCCAACAUGGCCUUCACUCUCGCCAGGGUCGCCGACGCUGACGACCGGCCGAAGCAGAAAGGUUCGAAGGGUCUAUCUCUCUUCUACCUGGAAACCAGAGAUGAAUCCGGCAAGCUGAAUAACAUAACAGUUGAACGCCUGAAGGACAAGUUAGGCACCAGACAACUGCCGACUGCAGAGUUGAUACUAGAUGGUGCUGUUGCUCACAAGGUGGGCGAGGAGGGAAGCGGAGUACUUGGCAUCGUGCCAAUGUUGACAAUAACGCGACUGCAUAACAGUGUAUCGGCCGUCGCAGGAAUGCGCAGGAUGAUCAGUCUGUCGCGAGACUACAGUACCAAGAGAACAGCAUUCGGCAAGCUGAUCUGUGAUCAUCCGCUGCACAUGCAAACAUUAGCGAGACUUGAGGUGGAGACACGAGGCGCAUUUCUGCUUGUCAUGGAGGUCGGGCGUCUGCUGGGACUCGACGACGUAGGUGGCGCCAGCGACCACGACAUGCUUAUGCUGCGAAUCCUCACGCCGCUAGUAAAGCUCUACACGGCCAAGCAGGCGAUGAAGGUAGCUUCGGAGGGGCUGGAGAGUUUUGGCGGCCAGGGUUUCAUGGAGGAUACGGGUCUACCGACGCUCUUCAGGGAUGCUCAGGUCCUCAGCAUCUGGGAGGGAACAACUAACGUGCUUUCACUGGAUGUGCUUCGGUGUCUGAUGAAAUCCCGCGGCAGCACGCUCCAUGCCUUCAUGGAUGACAUCCACGCGCGUCUGGAGCCUGCCAGGGAGGUGGAGGCGCUGAGAGAGGCGUGCAGCACGGUGGAUAUGGCAGCGCAGGGUAGCAUUGACUUCGCACACGGACACAUGGAUGAGCUGACGACGGCGGCGCGAGAUUUCUCCUUCAGUCUCGCACGCGCCUACAUCGGUGCGUUACUUCUGGAGGCAGCAGCCAGCAAGAGUGCGACUAACUCCGACGUACUAACAGCUCAGAG
Priapulus caudatus is the source of this 1847-nucleotide messenger RNA. Its product is annotated as acyl-CoA dehydrogenase family member 11-like. The record is from RefSeq and is a predicted model, not a curated record. Gene Ontology annotation, molecular function: oxidoreductase activity, acting on the CH-CH group of donors. Lineage: Eukaryota; Metazoa; Priapulida; Priapulimorpha; Priapulimorphida; Priapulidae.